GCGCGCAUCCCCCCGCCGCGUGCGUGUGUCGAUGCUCGCGAGGAGCCGCCUCCUCGGAGUCCGGACCCGCGCGCGCCGACGCCUCCUCCGCUGCUCCGCGUCCGUCCCGCGCGGCGACGGCUGCUGCUGGUGGCCCAUUGCGGGACGAAGAAGGGCGAGAGUGCUUCGUUUCGCUGUUGCUUCAGUCCACCGGUGCCCAUGCGACGUGUGUGAGCGGUUCGCGUGACGUGCGGGAAGCUCCCGCUCUGCGUGUGUGUCCGCCGCACCCCCUCGCUGCACCGUGCUCGACCCGUUCGCUCUAUGUGCUCGCCGGCUCGGCCCGUCACCUCUGUCCAGUGCACCAUCCGGACAAUGCCGGCGUCGCAUCACUAGGAUAUUCGGACGAUCCACAUUUCAGACAAACUCUGGUGUGGUGGCCGCUUAUUACUGUAUCUUUUUUUCUCUGGUUCAGAGGUUCCCAUACCCUACUUUUUCUCUUACUGUUCUUUGAGCGAAGCAACAAUUCCUUGGUUUUUAUGUAUAUAUAUAGGCUCAGGCAUAAACAUGCCGCACAUUCGACAUUUGCUCAGUGGAAUACAGUUAAGGAAGUGCGAUAACGUACAGCCACACAAGCUAAAGUGAGAGCAAGUCGGCAGAGAUCUAGCGCAUCGUCUCGUCACUCUGCAGCACACAGGGGCCAAAUGAAGAGUGCUCGCAACCUGGAAAUCUGGCCUUACUGACUGCAUAGCGGAACGGGGUUAAGCAUCGUCUUGCGUACGCGAUACAGUGAGCCCGAGGGACUUCUUCAUCGAAAACGUCUCGUCGACCGUCGUGGAUUUCGCAUUCAAGCGACCAGGAAUUUUAACCAUAGACCGCACAGUGAAUGUGAGGUCCUCUUGCACUAUAAAAAUAAUAAGCAGUCGGCAGACGCAACGAGUGCGCGCACACUGGUCGCCCGGCGACCUCGAUUCAACUCGCGUGAGUGUGACCAUCCCUACGCUAAAGGAGUGAGCGUUGCUGUGUCGUGUGUGGGUGAUCCUUUGGCGCGUCGUCGCUGGAUGCGUUGCAAGCCGUCUUGCCAGCAUCGCGAACAUGCCGGGCUUCGCUGCAGCGACGCACUGGCGGUUGCAUCUUGGCUGGCUCGUCGGCUGCUGCCUCUGGAUUUCGCGGCCUGCACGGGCCGGUGAGUACCCCGAGAGGAGCGCGCUAGUGGGCGGCUCGGCGUCACUACCCUGCAACAUCACGCCUCCGACGCUGGACGAUGCCGUGGCGCUGGUGCUGUGGUACCGCGGCGACUCCGGCACGCCCAUCUUCAGCCUGGACGCACGCAAUUCCCCGCCGGAUGCCGAGCGCACGUUCGUGGACGACUCGCUCGGCUCGCGCGCUUUCUUCAACCGGUCGGGCGCCAUGGCCACGCUGCAGCUGCAGCCCGUCAGGGACGUCGACGACGGCGAGUACCGCUGCCGCGUCGACUACAAGCGCUCGCGCACCCAGAACAGGAUCGUGCGCCUCAACGUUGUCGUGCCUCCGACGGAAGUUCUGAUAACGAAUAGGACGGGAGAGCCGUUGCGGAACCGUCCAAUUAUUGGGCCGUUCAAUGAAGGCUCCUCCCUGACGCUUGUCUGCAAGGCGCUCGGAGGUCGGCCUCCACCGCACGUUACUUGGUGGCUCGGCGGCGAGAUGGUGGAUGACUCGUACUCGCCAGCGGGAGAAGGCGUGAUGCGCAAUGACCUCGUCAUCGGCAAGCUGCAGCGCUCUGACCUGAUGGCCACGUACCGCUGCCAGGCCUCCAACAACAACCAGACCGUGCCUGUGUCCACGUCGGUGUCACUGGACCUGAACUUGCGUCCUCUGGAGGUGGACAUCGUGACGGCGCAGCCCGUGCUGCUGGACGGCCAGGUGAUUGACGUGGAAUGCCAGGCUCGCGGCGCCCAGCCCAAGGCUGCCAUACAGUGGUUCCUGGACGACGUCCCGCUGAACGGCUCCACGCUGGCCACGGAUGCCACUCGCACGACGAGCGUGCUCCACCUCGAAGCGCACGCCGACAUGAAUGGCAAGAGGCUCGCCUGCCGCGGCUUCAACCCGCACCUGCCCGACAGCGAGCUCUUCGACUACUGGGUCCUGGACGUGCACUUCAAGCCGGUGUUGCAGCUGAACCUGGUGUCGCUCGACGCCAGCAAGCAGAUCAGCGAAGGGAGCAGCGUUUACUUCGACUGCAACGUGCAGGCGAACCCGCCGGUCAAGCAGGUCGGCUGGCUCCACGAAGGGGCCCAACUAGAACCCAGUCCCGGAAUACGCAUCGAAAACGUGCGCCUGGUCAUCGACCGACUGCAGAGGCACCAGGCGGGCCACUACCAGUGCGCAGCCACCAACGAGCUCGGUCAUGGCGUCUCCGAGAAGGUCUUCCUCAUGGUCUACUACCCUCCCAAGUGCCGCGAGAAGCAGAAGACGGUCUACCAUGUGGCACGGCACGAGAUCACUAAGGUCACGUGCGACGUCGAAGCUGACCCGCCUGACGUGCGGUUCACGUGGCGCUUCAACAGCAGCCUCGAAAGCCUCGACAUCGUCGCCUUCAACCAGUCGGGCCCGCGCAGUAGCUCGGCCUUCUACACGCCUCGUCGCAAGGCCGACUACGGCGCCCUGCUUUGCAUCGCUUCCAACUCGCUCGGCCAGGGCUCGACACCGUGUGUCUUCAACAUUGUACCAGCCGGCCCCCCGAACCCUCCGGUGAACUGCAGCGUUCCGUCCAUAACGGCCACGAGCCUGACCGUUCGCUGCGAGCGAUCGCUGCAGCCUUGGCCGCUGCCCGUACACUUCCGGGCCGACGUGUACGUCGACAGUCGACUGCGGGAGCGAAUGGUUUCAAACGAUCCGCUCUUCGAAGUGGGCGACCUCGAGCCGGGCUCCAGCGUCAGCCUCUCUGUCUUCGCACUCAACGAGAAAGGAAUCAGCACGGCCGUGCCCCUAGCCCUCUCGACGCUGGUCUCGGCCAAGACUGAGCUCAUAGGGCUCCUGCCAGGCGAGGCGGCGAUGGUGUCGGCGUCGAGUCCACUGCUGGGAAUCUUGGUCGGCGUCGUUGCUCUUCUCGUCCUCAUCGCCAUCGUCAUCAUCGUCGUCAUGAAAGUAAAAACUGGAAAAAGGAAAGCAGCUGCCAAAAGAAGGAACGAAGAUGACAAGUCGCACACCCCCCUAAAGAAGGAGAUUGUAGACAUUACGGAAGUUGAAGACAAAUGCCCGGACAUUAUUCCACCGAGAAAUCUUGGAAUUGUUUCAGGUUCGGACUACUCAGAUAUUGAAAUGAAGUACGUGGAAACGCAUAUCACGGAUCGAGUUCCAUCUUACGAAAACGGAGCUGAGAAGAAAUAUCCAGAGAGUUUCACACCCACGUUAUCUGCCAACUGCUAUAUGUCAAAGCAGCGCGCGGAAGAUCUGACUUACGCCGAGCUGAGCCUGCCCCCGAGCACGCAGUCCACAUUCAGCCGGUCGCUGUCGCGCUCGGGCUGCCGCGCCGUGGUGGGCUCGCCCCCGCUGACGGGUCCUCCCGAGCCACCCACAGAGUACGCGGACAUCGACUUCGUGGCGACCCGGGCCCACGGCGAAGCCCGAUGCAGGGCGUCCCAAGGGGAAGCCAGCCAACGGUUAAAGCCCAUCACCACCAGCACCACCACGCCUAUCGUGAGUGCCGUGUGUUCGCGGGUGUGCGUGACGCCGCCGCUGCUGCCUGCGUGGAAGCCGCCAUCCUCCAGACUCUCCAUCUCCUCGCUGGCCAUCACCCCGCCGCGGUCGGACACCGGCUCGUCCUCGGUGCCUAGCUGGACGCUAUCAGAGGCCGGCGGCACGUUGCCCCUCUGCUAAAGGCGCGAAGCCCUUCUUCGCAGUCUCGCCGCCGUGCGCCUACGCACUCGUCCCAUCCGUGUGUGCGUGUGUAGGAAGUUUCCGUGCUCUCAGCGGGCUCUGAAGCAAGGGAGGCCCGAAAGCUUACAGCUGCACCAGACUUCACUGGGGACGGCGGCUGUGGUUACGCCGCGUAACCGCAAGCACAGAACCCUGCUUUGCCAAGCUCAUGAUGUGUUUGCAGACGCAAAGUGCGGUACCUGUAGAGAUGGUGCGGUAAAUGUGGUGCGGUAAACGUCGCAGUAGUGUAACUCCGCCUGCACGGGCCCAAAUUGUUUUUUUUUUGUCUUUGUCUCUCUCUCUCUCUGUGUUUCACAAGUCUAGGCAAGUGUGUAAGACGACGAAAGUUCUUGCACUCGCGCAGAGCAUUUCCUGCGGUGCCCUUGAGCCGUAGAGCGGUGACAGGAAUUGUUGAUUCAAGUCCUUGGAGCCGUAGGCCUGAUUGCGCAUUGUUUCGAAGCUACGCCACUUAAUCAUGGGGUGCUCUUCGGCUUGGUCGAAUCACAUUUAAUAAGAAAAAAGUCUCCCACUUUUGUCACCGAGAUUAUUUUGUACAGAAAGCGAAGAGGAACCCUAACGGGCCUGACCGCUAUCUCAAUGAUGUUUGCUACUGUACAGAAGCAGGAAAAGCCGAUGGUGAUGCAGUAAAUCGCUGACGUUGACGAUAUUGUGAACGAGUUCUUUGUUCGACCAGUCAAAGGAGAAUUGUCGUUCUCACUGGUCUCCUGCCACAGUGAGCGGAUCAACCGUCGCACCUGUCUUCGCUCAAUGACACGGCUGUGUGUUGGUUCUGGAGUUAAUCUGGUGGGUCUUUUUUCUUUUUUGCCGGCAUGCUGUGGUUACUGUGUGUGUGUGAAUUUCGCCAUCCCCGACUGCACAAAACCACACGCAAAUUAAAUAUAACUUGUUGACAUGUGUUAUGGUUAUGGACAUUCUCGGUGUACGAUACUUCGUGCAGUGCGUUAUCGGGCUGUACGCACAAAAACGUGCUUGCUCUUCAGGCCUACAUAUGUUAUGGAAAUGUGCGUUUUUAGAAUGUUGAUGUACAUAGCACUGCCCCGUCCCUUCUUAACAGUACAUAGUGGAUGUGUUGAAUGAAGGAACAAACUAGUUUACCAUAUUAAACGCCCGUUAUGUGGCCGUAUUUUUUUUUUUCUCUCUAGGAUUUGUGAACGCUUUAUGCGCUGCCAUACGACAAGCUUGUCCGAGGGCUUAUAGCUCUCUCGGUCCCAACAAUGUUUUUUUACUAUAUUUCUAGAGGUAAUUCUUAUUUCUAGAAUCUCCCACGUGUCCCCAGCUCACGAAGAGUACUAAGUAAACUAAGUAGAACAAGUCCUUUCUUUUUCUCUGAACUCUGUACGAAAAGCUGUCAGUCCAAUAACGAAAGAACGCCUGCUGUUCUUCUGACUUGCGGGAGUUCUGCGGCACGCCGCUUUCAAUUAGCACAGAGGUGUACGUGUCCCAUCGUUGUUGGGAGGUGUUUCAACUGCAAGCAGCGAAAUAUUUGCAAACGCAGUCGCCGUGGACCACACUCAACAGCUUUCGCGAAAUUCUGCACAGCGCGCUUGCGCUUGACGUGGGUACUUAAGUUCGUCGAAAGGUCGGAGCUAACCUUGCUUACUAUGCGCAGCUACUGUUUAUCAGUACGGCGAACGCUUGUCAGUUUUACGCCAUUGUUCAUAUGGUAACUUAGGCUAAGCAAAGACAACGUAAAGCGUGCAUGGAGACCGUUUGCCAACUGCGUCGAAAAUCGUUUUAUCGACAGCGCUUGUCAUUUAAGCUUAGCUGCUGUCAACCCCUCGUUUAAUCUAAGCCAUGAUAACACACUCAUUGUCAGGGAAAAAAGUUUCGAAUACUACCCAAAAGCGAUCUAAGGGGCUGAAUUGCAGACAGAGAUAAUAAGCCGUGCUUUCAGUGCGCUGAACACUCUCCCAAUCAAGCUUCUCACAAAACUAUUCGUACAGAUAUGCAGCUUGUUUUAUACCUUGCUUGCAAUGCAAUAUUGUUCAUCAGGCGCCUUUUUCAAAGCUGCUGCUGCUCGCUAUUUGCUUCCUUCCGUCAAAUUGAAUACUUUGCAGUCAGUCCAAAUUGCAAAAAGAAAGAAUGUAGAUAAAAAGCUAGCUGCUAAGUUGGACCCUAAAUUGGGCUUGUACCGAUCCCAGUGGCAUUUGUUCUACGUUAAAGGAGCCAUACCUUCCAUGCAAUUACUAUCAUGUAGAAUCAAUGACAAUUGGCAAUAGAAGACACCGAAAACCUUCGUUUGUCUGAAGCUUUGUCUCCGGUUACCCUGCCCAACAUUUAUCAAACCCCUCUCAGUAUUUAAACAUAGUUUAUCAGGUAUCUGCCUUUAUCUGCAAGUAACAUACAUAAACGAGACGUUCUUACCAUGUUUCAUUCAGUACGUUGGUGUUCCUCCUUCCCAAGGUCUAGCACAAAUAUUUGGAACCGUGCCGAACGCUGUGUAAGUGUUCGUGCUAAAUUCGCCGAAACGUACUGUCCGAUUUCAUAGCGUUUUUUUUUUUCUGCUAGAAACCAUCCUUUCACUUUGCAGAGAAAAUUGCCUGGGAUGGCGCAAUACGGCUACCUUCAUACUGCGCAAUCCAAGCGUCUACUUUUUCAGAAAAAAAAAUAGACCUAACCUCCUUUCAUUCACACCUUUCUUUUUUUUUUCAUCAGAAGUCUGGCAUUGUCAGAAUCAUUUUCCACUCAAUAACUGCCUUUUGAAAGCAUGGCAUAAAAAAAGAAUUGUGAGGCCAUCUCAGGAACUGAUUCACCAUGGUGCUUGCGAAAGCUCGGCAUAUUUCAGCUGGCUUGGUGCGCGCUGUUUAUUGCUGCACCUCUUCUCUCACUUGUGAUCACUACAGUGUGCUCUUUUUUUUUUCACUUGAAUUGGUGCUGCAUUGCGUAAUAUACCCUUCAGAUUUAUGCGGCAGCACGCCUGCACUGAUGAUGUAGCGACUUGCAUCUGUGCCAGACGUUUAGGUUCCAAAUGCACUCAGGGUAAAAUGAAUAUUGCUUGGCUUAAUGUUUGUCCAAUGCAAAGCAACCUUGAAAUACUAGUACAAAGGAGGAAAACAACAGUUCAAUCUACCUUUUGAAUAAGCUUUAAACAAACUCAUCAUAACGGUGUUCAACGUGUUGCUAUGACAUGUGCGGUAUUUCUGCACUUCUUAUUCAAUAUCAAGGCGCUUGUCAAAAUUUUCAUUUUUUUCAUGAGAACCAUAGUUCCUUCUGCAUGCUCUGUCAACUUUUGUCGAAGCUGGAUGUUGAUGGCAGGAAAGCAAUUUCAGCAUGAGCUCAAUUACCAUUUUUCUGCGCUUUACAGUUUGACAUGCUGACUAAUUAUCCUCCAUGCGUCGCAAUCACGCGCACCUGGAAUGAACUUAUAUUGCGCACAACCGAACAAAAAGUGCUCUGGACAUUGCGACACGCAAUGCGCAGGUCAGCAAAUGCUUAUCAGGACAUCCUAACUCGGCAAGCAGAAAUGGCGAGGUCAGUACUGCUAAACUUGAACUUUCUUUCACUACGAACUUUCACUACGCCUGAUAGUAGUGCAAAUAAUGACUUAAUGCAUACUUAACAACGAUCUUCUUAAAAUGUGCUUUUUAUUUAUUUCCUUUUUUAGCAGUUUUAAAAAUCAUAAGCAGGCAAAACAGACCUUUUUAUAAAAAAGAUCACCACCGCGAAACGUUGAGCUACUCCAGCUUUCCCUCGCAAGAGAAAAGCGCACCAGAAUCCAUUUUAUGUCAGUUUGCGUUGUCUAAGUAAGUUUCCUUAAAACCUCCAAAAUACACAGUCGAAAUGCGCGGGUUUCACUCUAAACGCGAGGUCUGGUAGAGACUCUCGUAAUCUCCUUGGAGGAGCAUGCCCUUCGAAUAGAGCAACUUAAGCAAAACGCAGAUGGGACAAUGCAACGUGUUCACGACAUGUUCCCUGGAAAAUGUUUACAGUGGAGCUGUUACGAACUUGCUGGGUUUCAAACUGCGUCCGCAGCUUCGCCGAUCUUGGGGAGAAAGAGCUGAGAGAGUGAAAGCAGAGUAUAAAAAUAGCAUCGCGCAGCAUAGCGACGUAGCGAGGGUGGGUGGAGCCUAGCGGGGGAGAAGGAGCGGCGCGCACGCGAGCGAGAUACGAAGCCAGGAAUGGCGCCCUCUCCUGUGGUGCGCGAGGCAGGGGGCAUAGGCGAGGGAGGAAGGCCUUGCUUCCCCGGCGGCUGCUAGAGUGCAUCGAUGUCCUGCUCGCCCGCCGCUCCUUACAGAGUGGAGACAACGGCGGCGUCUUCGACGGCGUUGGUCGCGCGGACGCCGUAGGGACGCGUUGUCGGCACUCGUGUGUCUUGUGUUUGGUUUGGCGCUAUAUUACUGGCUUCCCCCAGCUCCACUGGUAUCUGGUGUUUGCGAUGGCAGAGCCACGCGGAAUUUUUUUCUCUCCUUAAAGAAAGAGAAGGUAUAACAUGCCUUCCGCGGGCCAGGCUGUGCUUUCGCAGCAGUUUCUCCUUCUUACAACGUUUUUUUUUUCUUUCACGAAGUCACAUAAAGAGAAUUAACGUGACCUAAGUAAGUGGCGUGAGUAGCAGGGAGUACCAUCCUUGACCAUUUCCUCUGUUUCCUCUGGCGCCGCUCUAGGUAGAUAACCAUGCACUUUAACACACCUGCCGGAAAGUGCGUCACUGGACAAGCAAGCAUCGAGCCCCCCUUAGCUUUGAUCUUCAAAUCACUUUCGUCAUCCCUGUAUUAUAUUCGCCUCCGUGAUUACGCUGUCUGUAAACCUACAUAUUAGUGGACCGAUCUUGAGCGCAGUUUGUCACUUCAUUUUGUGACCCCUGCUCCAUGCCUUUUUAUCUGGCUUGUACUAAAGUUUUCAAACACCGUCAUCGCGUGGGAGAAGCACACAAUUACAUUCUUCCUCUUGUCGUUCUGCUGCAUCGUGUAGUUCUUAUCAGCGCUUAUAAUUUCCAGCUGGCUUAUUCCAGAAGUUAUUAUGGGCCGGUCUUUGGUAUAAUGGUGUAGCGUUAGCUGUAAACUACUUUCAGCUCAUUCGCUUAUCGUAGCACAUCAGCCACAAAGCAGAACAAAUUUUGUCUGAUAAUCAUCUCACGAAGAGCAUUAUUUGUAUUGUGAAGCAACUGCCUUAUUCUUGUAACACGCCAAAAUGUCCAGCCCUUCUUACACAAGGAAUGCAUCCCGUUCUGGUCUUCAUUUCGGUGUUGUAGGAAUCUCGGUGGUAAGGGAUCUGACGAACGAUCUCGUUCCGCGCGUCUGAUGUACCUGUAAUUGUACCUUGUGAAUACAUACUCAUUUCUCUUCGCGUGAUAAAAGUGAACAGCUUAUUCACGCGGCGUUCAUUUGUGCAAAAAAAAAAAAUACUGGCUAAGAAAAACAAAGAAGCCGCAACGACAACUGUGGCAGUGCCGGUUCUGUAGUAUUCCAAUCGAAAGACAGGUUCACGAUAUUAUUAAAGCUUGAAGUCAUUAACAGUGAAGGGAUGUCCUUGGAGCCAACAUUUCGACAAGGUUUCUUGUUUUCGUCUGGGUAAGAAAUGCCUUGAUAGGCCGAAGUGCUGUGGUCGAAACGUUGUCUACAGAGACUUCUCCUGUUCAACGACUGUUUGUUAUAUAGCAUUUUUUAAGGCUCGCUAUACGAGGACAAAUAAAGACUAGGAAUUUCCUAGGGCACUGGAACAGAAGUGUUCGGGCUAUUUGAGACGGCCUUGCUGACACUUAUGCUUACGCUGUAGCCAGGGCUCAGAGGCAUCAUCUGGCCUUUGUCAGGGAUAUUAGCUCGAUUUUUUUUGUUUAUUCCGUAGCCUAUACGAUAUGCAGAAGCGCUCCUCUAACAUUAUUUCUUGCCAAGGAAGGCUAUUUUCUUAUGCUUAUCAGUACACAGUAAAAAUGCGCACGAGAGAGUUGACGCAUGGAGGAAAUGGCAGCCAAUUAAAUAAAUCAAAGCAAAUAGGGUAAAAUUAGCUUUCCGCGAUCCUCGCUCUUGGAAAACGUGCGCGACUUCAAUUGUGCGAUUCCUGUCAGCCGAACUGUUACCUACUUUAGUGGUGUGAUUUGUUAAACGUUUCGACAUCCAGCUUUCGCAAAUCAAAUCAAGUGAACAGAGCAAGUAGUGUUCUUUUGUUUAUGCUAACAUAGAGUUUGUCUUGCAUAUGGUUGUCCUCUACUUGUUUCAGCACAAUAAUGUGCGUUUCGUUAAAAGAAAAAAAAAACAGAUUUGUUACAUCAUUCGCUUGUGCGGCCACAAACGCAAACGUGGUCCACACCACUCCUCUUUUUUUUUUCCCCCUCAUGAGCAAGCACUAGUGGUCUCGAAUGCUUCUCAGGCAUGUUACAAGGGCUCCGAUGUAUGUUACCAGACAGUCUCACACAGCAACACAUACUCUUCUACGCACGGCGGACUACACCACGUAUGGUGUUUAUUGACUGGCCCGUCGCCCACCAAAAAGAUGUUGUGACUGCCUGUGUCAUAAUCCAUUUUCGCUUCGGCUUCGAAUUGUACAUACUUGAAAUGCUCAAGAAGAGUUGUUACUUAACAGGAAAACAUUUUUGUCUUCUUAUUACGAAAGUGUUUCGUACCAUAUGGAAAUAUUGAAAAAAAAAUCCCGUGAGUGUGUUCACCCUCCAUAGUCGCUUAAAGAAACAUCUUGAAAUUGCGAAGAUUUGCUCUGGAACUGCGUAUUCUCCGACGUCUUUGAAGGCGUGCUUACAAACCAAGACUGACCGGUCUACGCAACGGCCGACGGAUGACAACACACGUCUCCAACUGAAGUGACUAUUCACGCGUGCCUUUUGCUAUCAACGGUGUGAGAAACUGUGGGGCGGUUUCAUUUAGUGGUGAAUGGGAGUUACCGAAGAGUGAGAACUGAUCGAAUGUGGCAGAGACAUUAAGAAAAACAAGUAGCACGAGUAAUAUUUGAGUGUAAAACGUUGUUUCUUGAGUGUAUGAAUGUGCAUGCGUGAAUGUGUUGAAGAGUGUAGAUUCGCACCCGAAGCAGGGUACGAACGAGAGAGAUUAAAAGAUAUCUUCUCAAAAUAUAUGUGAAUGUUUACAAGAGCUAUACUAAUUUUGGUUUUCAUUUCCUUAAAAUAAAUAAAGUUUUUAAACAGUCG
Dermacentor albipictus is the source of this 10984-nucleotide messenger RNA. RefSeq names its product hemicentin-2-like. Gene Ontology annotation, molecular function: protein binding. The record is from RefSeq and is a predicted model, not a curated record. Lineage: Eukaryota; Metazoa; Arthropoda; Arachnida; Ixodida; Ixodidae.